AAUUGAUAAGAUCGCACAGCAUCGACACUUUCUCCUAGUAUCAUCCGAACUAUCUUCAUUCGAUCGUCGAUCAAAAUCGGAGCAUCAUCGCUUACUGUGUUGCGCGCGAGUCGUUUUUGCCAACUGUAUACUAUCGACUACUUUUUUAUUUAUUCGUAAAAACGCUCGGUAUACUCCGAUUGGAAAUCAAUAGAACUUCGAUUGUAAUCAACGCGAGCGCCGGUCCAUUAAUGAAAGAAAUCUUCGAGAGAUGGGAAUCGUCAAGCGCUUCAUCAACGUGACGAAGCAGGCGCUCGGCCUGCACAAUCAGCAUCGUCUGGGCUCGAGCUCGUCGCGGCCCGGUCGCUGGGCCGGGAACUUCGCCACGGACGACGACGACGGGGUGAGCCGAUCAUCCUCGAUGUUCAGUAUACGUUCCAAUAUACUGGGUAGCGGUUACAAUUUUGAGGCCAGCUCGACGCCCAGACUCGACACGGACUUCGUCGUGACGUUCAACUUCAAUUAAAGGUCUCGGUGCCACUCUGUAUCAAUCUGUAUAUCUAACGCUAAUGUAUCAGUACUAGAUUGAGUUUGAUUGGAUACACAACUCAAUUGUUCAGUUGUUUCUUGUUGGCUGUUUCAGUGUAAUCAAAAGUUAAAAUACUUUGUUCUUGGCCAAUAUCGUGAUUGUUUGAAACUACAAGGUUUAUUUUUUAUUGUGAAAGAUGGCCAAAACAAAGACGAUAGCCAAAGGUUGUCCAAAAUGUGAGCAGCAGGUUCCUGUAGCUUGUAAAGCAUGUAGAUGUGGUCACUCUUUUUUUAAUGCUCGUCGUAGCUCUAUUAAAAGUCCUCCAAGUCCAGAACUCGCCAUGAGAACUAGAAGAACAAACAGAGUAAAAAGAGAAAAACCUGUAUACUAUGAUGCACUUGUAAUUGAAAAACAAACACGAAAAUCUACGAAGUUAAAAAAGGGAACAGAAACUGAUGGAGAUGUACCAGAAAUAAGUGCAAAAAAAAAGAAAAAAGGGAAAGGUAAAAAAGGUGGUAGCAGUGGCGGUGAUGACUAUGACGAAACCGAAGGAGUCAGCAGUUUAUCACCUGAAAAACAAUUAACAUGUUCUCUUAUUUUACGAGAACUCAAUAAUAAACUAUUGAGUACUUCUUGGAAACCUCAGUAAAGUAUAACAAAGCUGAUAAGUGUGUGAUAAAUGUUUGGUCUCAUUUGUCAAACUAUAAUUAUUGUACAAAAAGAAAACUCUAUUUCAUGAUGUAUAUCAUUAAAAUGAAAUUAUAUUAAGCUUGUGAUUGUGAGGAAUGUGUGUCAAAUGUAUAUUCUGUAAAAAUAGUUGAUUGAAAGCAACUGGUUGGUUGAAGUACAAUGUUUUCCUAUAAACGAUGAAGUGACAUUGAUUCAAUUAAGUACAAAUGUGUUGAAAAUAUUUUAAGAAAAUAUUGUUCACGAACUUAUGAAUGCUUAUUGAUUUUGUCAAGCAUCAAAAUUUCAGAAAUCUAGGUACUCAGCAUUAAUUUUACUUAAAUUAUCAUAGAUUAAGAAAUGACUAUUAAAAGAUUAAGAAUAUGUUAAUUUAUGAAUUAAAAUCAUGUUACAUGAUUCAAAGUUGCCAUUUACACUAAAUGUAGAUGAAUAAAAAACUAAAGAAUAAAAUAUCAAGGAUGUAUUUUAAAAUA
This is a messenger RNA of Trichogramma pretiosum, 1668 nucleotides long. RefSeq names its product UPF0547 protein C16orf87 homolog. NCBI's taxonomy places the organism in Eukaryota, Metazoa, Arthropoda, Insecta, Hymenoptera, Trichogrammatidae. The coding region runs from base 705 to 1157 and encodes 150 amino acids. The transcript is spliced from 4 exons. The record is from RefSeq and is a predicted model, not a curated record.